Molecule: messenger RNA, 4701 nt
Organism: Colius striatus (speckled mousebird)
Lineage: Eukaryota; Metazoa; Chordata; Aves; Coliiformes; Coliidae
Product: pantetheinase
Exons: 7
Coding region: 1501-2994 (497 amino acids)
Molecular function (GO): hydrolase activity, acting on carbon-nitrogen (but not peptide) bonds, in linear amides
Source: RefSeq, a predicted model, not a curated record
CAGGUGCUUGGUAAAAAAAGGCAAGAGGAACUGAGGCAAGGGCGUGCCUGGCAAAUUCACACUAGACUUCGUGACUUUGGUUGUGGCAAAAGUCUUUUUAUUUGCCCUUGAUACCAAAACUGAGUCCUAGAAGGGAUCCUCUGUGGUGUACCCAUUUGUUCCACAAAUAAGAAAAUGGUUGAGUCCUAGCAAUUUCCCAUCAGUUUCUCUUGUGAGUACUGGAAUUUACAGAAUUUACAUGAGAAAUAGCUCUUUCUCUGCCAGAGCCCUUUUUUGAGGGACUAGCAAGAAAAACUGCUAUCAGCCCGCUGAACUGUGAAGCUUUAAGGAACAAGAGGCAAGCUUCCCCUGGGAACAUCAUGGCUACAGCUACCUUCCUCUUUUGAUGCAGGUGUUAGACUUUUCUGAAAGUGGGAAUGUACGUCUGAGUCUAUUACAAAGUGCUGCCCCUGCCAAUGUCAAUAGUGAGAAGGAGCUGAGAGGACUAGAGGUAUACACAACAUGCACAAAGAUGCAGAUCUGUUGACAUGCGACAUAAUUAGCUCUCCUUGAGGAAUGACUUGUUCACUUACCUGACUUGUGCUGUUAGGACGUGGAAGUGGCCAGGAUUACCAGAAGGAACACAAAUGUCCUUGAAGUUAGUGAGCUGUCCUGCAAUGCAUGAACUUUAUCAGAACUCCACUAGGAAUUAGACAGGCUUAACUAACACUUCUAGUUUUCUGGCAACACAUCUUCUCUCCGUUCCUUCACGUGAAGAAUAUAGGGGAAAAAAAAACCUGAAGAGGAGUCCUGGUUUCCAAAUUUUUUGUUCAACUCAGAAGCAUAUCCUCCUGCCAUGGUCUUAGACAGAUGGUUAAAGCAGAGCAGUGGGCUCUCCUAUGGAAAAUUCAGCAACUUCCUGGCUGGGGUUGUGCUUGUCUCCUGUGAGGGCAGGUCUAAAUACCCAUCUGUCAUUACUAACAAGGUUGUGCAAUCCGUGAAGCUGUGAGAUGUAUACUACAUGUGGCUAGAUUGGAGCAGGCCUGAGCUGGAGUGGGACAGACAGUGUGCAUGUGGCAGCACAGGACUGGGGCCCAGACACCUGCCUCCUGCUACCCAUCGUGUUCCCCCAGGCGAGUCUGAUGGAAUGUGUCCAUGAUGGUCUUUGCUGAGAUUUCCCAAGCUCUGCCUUGUUUUCCUGCUGGGAGCUGGGCUUGCCUCAGGUCACAUUGCUGCUGCAGUGCCACACCUGCAUCAUUUGCAGAUCUGGCAAGCAAUGUGUUUCUUCAGCUGUAGCACAGUGGUGGCUUCCUUGUCAGUGGUGUAAGGCAGAAUUGCUCAAUGCUGGCAGCUCCCUUCCCUUUGCUCUUGUCAGGCUUUCCAGGCAGUGUGAUUGUAUCUCCUGCUGGCAGCUUUCUGCCACUCCGGGGAAUUCCCAGGUGUUGUGUAAGACUGUCCUUUUAAAGCCCCUUGUGUUUGCUUGCCCCUGGCCUCCUCUUGGGUGACUUCCAGGCUCCAGCCAUGAGGCUUCGUGAAGCUGGUGCCUCUGCUGUGCUUGUGGUGCUGUGUGCUCUGGAGGCCUGUGCCCUGGACAGCUACAUUGCAGCUGUCUACGAGCACAGUGUGGUCUUGUCAGAGGACACUGAAGUGCCGGUUUCUCCUGAGGAGGCCUUGAUGCUGAUGGAGAAAAACAUGGCAGUUUUGGAAGUGGCCAUCAAAGAAGCAGCCAGACAGGGUGCCCAUAUCAUUGUUACUCCUGAAGAUGGCAUUUACGGCUGGGUCUUCACAAGGGAAACAAUAUACCCUUAUCUUGAGGAUAUCCCAGACCCACAGGUGGACUGGAUUCCGUGUGCUGAUCCUGGAAGGUUUGCUCCCUCACCUGUGCUGGAAAGACUGAGCUGUCUGGCAAGGAAUAACUCCAUCUAUGUGGUUGCAAAUAUUGGAGACAAGAAGACCUGUAAUUCCAGUGAUCCGAGGUGCCCAAGUGAUGGUCGCUAUCAGUACAAUACCAACGUUGUCUUUGACUCAGAAGGCAAACUGGUGACUCGAUAUCACAAGUACAACCUUUUUGUGACAGAGAAACAGUUUAAUUACCCCAAGGAUCCAGAAUUUGUGACUUUCAAUACAUCCUUUGGCCACUUUGGCAUUUUCACUUGUGCAGAUAUACUCUAUCAUGACCCAGCCGUGGUCUUGGCAAGCAUAUUUCAGGUUGACACCAUUCUGUUCCCAACUGCCUGGGGUAACACUCUUCCACUGUUGUCAGCGGUGCAGUUUCACUCAGCGUGGGCCAUGGGGAUGGGCGUCAACUUUCUUGCAGCAAAUACUCACAACUCCACUUUAGAUAUGACAGGGAGUGGUAUUUAUGCCCCAGAUGGUCCGAGAGCAUACUAUUAUAAUACAGAAAUGGAAAACGGUCACCUUUUGGUAACAGAACUGAGUUCAUACCCACGUCUCUCUCCGGACUAUCCUGCUGCUGUUAACUGGAGAUUACAUGCCAGCGGGAUCAAGCAACUUCCAUCAAACAACCACUAUUUCAGUGGGGUUGUUUACCAUGACCUCUUCUCCUUCACGGUGCUCACUGAACCUGAGGGAAACCGUGCCAUUUGCCAGCAAGACCUCUGUUGCCAUCUGAGUUACAAGAUGGUAGAGAAGCAGAAAGAUGACAUUUAUGUUUUGGGUGCCUUUGAUGGGCUACAUGUUGUUGAAGGAGAGUAUUACUUGCAGAUAUGCACACUGCUCAAGUGUAAGAGCACAGAUCAGAACACGUGUGGGCAGCCAGUGGAGACGGCUCAGACCAAGUUUGAGAUGUUCUCCCUCAGUGGCACAUUUGGCACCAACUAUGUCUUUCCAGAAGUCUUGUACAGCGGAGUGCAGCUGGCCCCUGGGGAGUUCAAGGUACUAACUGAUGGACGUCUUGUAAGUCGGAGUAGUACAUCAAAGCCAGUUUUGAGUGUAACACUCUUUGGGAGGUGGUAUGAAAAGGACCCUCCACACACAGAGCAAGCUUCACUGUGAUUUGACCUGCAGAUCCUUUUAAGAUAUCUUCUGCGUAUUUCUACAGUGCUAAUUAAUAAUAAUUAAUCAUAAUGUUAAUUAAUGGUAAUACCUAUAAUUAUAAUGGCAUUCUAUUUCUCAGCUUGCCUUAUCUAACUGUAUAGUCACUGCACAUUGAUUUGUUGACUUGAUUUUGAAGCAAAAAUGAAUUACUCUGAUGUGCAGUUCUGUAUGUAUUUUUAUAUGAUACCAUUUGCUGUCAUAAGCUUGACCUUGACACUGGAGACAAAAAAAAAGAUUCUUCUGACUUUAGUGGUGUAGGAUUCAGGCAUGUAGCAGUGGGUUGUGGCCCAAUAAGAACAGAUUUUUAAUUCUUUGACAUUUUUGGUGGAUGUCCUGGUUUAGGCCCAUCAGGGAACAAAGACCACGAUUAGCCUGAGUACCGAAGUGGGUGAGAAUUGCUCAAGGGCAGGGAGAGCUUAAUUGCCGCUUAAGGUUCAGGACAAAACAGACCAGGCUACUCGGUUUGGGGAAGAAAACAGAGAAAAAAAUAAUUUAAUGCAACAUCAACUAAAACAUACCCCCAAAAACCCAAAACAUAACCAAAACGAAACAACACAGAGUAAUACAUCAAUGAAGAGUCCAACCAGCCUUUUUAAGAACACCUUCUUGCCACACCUCCCCUCUUCCCGGGCUCAGAGCCCUGAUCCCGGAGUUUUUACCGUGCCUUCCCCCCCGAACGGUUCGGGGGGGCAGGCAGUGGGGGUUUCAGUUAGUCUGUUCCUGAUAGCUUCUGCCGUUUGUCCCUCCUCAGGACGGGUGAACUCCACGCCAGUCGUCCCUGCAAGUCCGUGGGGUAACUCACACGCAUGGCAGACCUGCACGGGCUGCUCCGACGUGCACCCAUUCCAAAGGCUGCAGCUCCUCUCUGCCUCUCGUGUGGGGCUGCUCUGCGGCGUACAGGCUCUCCAACACGGCCUGGGCCAUGGCCGUCUCCCCACACAGUCCCUCGCCCGUCCGGGCUCACUCACAUGGAGCUGCUGGUAACUCUCGGUCCUGCCAAGGGUCUCCAUAGGUUGCAGGGGCACAGCUUGCAUUCUCGCCAUGGCUUGCAGAGGGGUCUCUGGUCUACUGCUUCUCCUUCCUUCCUCCUCUGGCUGAAGGGUCCGCGUGGUCACCUCCAUCUUGUAUCACUCUUACACCUCCUGACUCGCAUUUCAAAUUCCCGUCCCCUAAAUAGUGAUGGCAGAGGCGCCAGAUUGGCCCAGCCGGGCCGGAGGUGGGUGUGAACCCAGGAGCCGGGGGAGAGUCCGCAAACUCUUUACCGGGUCUUCACUGCAACCCGCUCCCCCUGUUACUAAGCCAAAAGCUGCUUCUUGCUAAACAAGAACAGUGGAGCAAGAAGUGGUUUCCACAAUACUGUUCUACCUCAUCUCUGAAUACACGCACACAUUUCUAAACUGGAGUUUAACUGAACCUUUGAAGAAUGAAAGUUGAACUUUUAUUGUUUACUUUGAAAAGUAAACACAAGUUUUCAACAUCUUCAUCAACGACCUGGAUGAGGGGACAGAGUCUACCCUCAGCAAGUUCCCUAAUGACACCAAACUAGGAGGACUGGCUCAUUCCCCAGAAGACUGUGCUGCCAUUCAGCGGGAUCUCGACCAGCUUGAGAGUUGGGCAGAGAGGAACCUCAUGAGGUUCAACAAGGACAAAUGUAGAGUCCUGCAU